Messenger RNA from Protopolystoma xenopodis, 846 nucleotides. Lineage: Eukaryota; Metazoa; Platyhelminthes; Monogenea; Polystomatidea; Polystomatidae. The record is from the annotation of a GenBank genome assembly.
AUGUUAUUGACGGAUCACAUAAUACGUUUAUUCUCCUCUAUUGAGUUGCAGCGCGAGUUGGCACCAAUUUGCCCUGGCCCAGUGCGCCUAGCCGAUGCUGCACUCUGCCUUUAUGCCCCAAUUCUGUGGCCCUGCCAUGCUGACGAACUGGUCCACAUUCGCAUCGACCCUGGAGAGGGUCGGAUCCACGUGAUUCUCGGUAUAUCUGUAUCAUCUGCAGCUGCCGCUAGUGGUGGUCUCGACCUCAUCUUCGGAUCCAGCAGCGGCGCUCCCACCACUAGCAGCAGUGGAGGAAACACUUCAAGCGCAACAGGGUUGCCAGCAGCUGAUUUUCCGCAGAUAGUGGGUGACAUACAAUCAACACUCGCCACCCUAGAGUUCGCUUUUAAUAGACCCUCCACUCGGCGCAUCGAAGCCACUUCUGUCAGUCUAUCCUCCGGAGUCGGACUUGGGUCCGGACAACUUACAUCAAAUGUAUCUCCCGCUCAAGCACGUGCCUUUCGAGCACUUUCCGGUGAAGAAACACGUUGGCGGGCUACAAUCCAGGCGGCACUGGACCGCCUUCGUGUGCAACUAGGACUUUGUCGGCUGGUGAAUUCUGCAACUAAGCAUCGAGCCGUUUGGCAACCCGUACGCCGACAACUGCCUAUCCUCUUGCCUCCAUCUGUAGAACAGGCGCAGCAGACAGCUUCAGGAUCGUCUGUUGGCAAGCAAACGCCUACCGGGCUCCCCAGGAGCUUGGUUUCACCUCCUUACAGGGCUUUGUUGGAACGUGUACAGCUGGGCCGCGCCGCCGUUGUUUUUAUUAAGCUUUUGCCCAAUAAUGAACAUUACCUGGUUUUUUAA